This is a messenger RNA of Panicum virgatum (switchgrass), 1257 nucleotides long. RefSeq lists its product as uncharacterized. The transcript is spliced from 6 exons. The coding region runs from base 98 to 1051 and encodes 317 amino acids. Lineage: Eukaryota; Viridiplantae; Streptophyta; Magnoliopsida; Poales; Poaceae. The record is from RefSeq and is a predicted model, not a curated record.
CCCUCGUAACUCCCUCCCCCCACCGUCGCCAGGAGGAGGAGAAGAAUCCACUCCCAAGGGCUCGAUUCGCACACGACAGCGGAGGAGACCACCGGAGAUGGCUGCGAAUUGGGCCCGAAGGCUCGCCGGCGGCGAGGCGCCGGCGAGGCGGUGUAACCUGGAGAGAUUCCUCGAGGCCACCACGCCUGUGGUUACGCCCAGCUGCUCCUCCAAGGAGGGCAUCAAGGGCUGGAGUCAAUCGGAUGCAGAUGAUUCGUUGCCGUUCUUCACUCUGGGAGACCUCUGGGACGCAUUCAGGGAGUGCAGCGCAUACGGCACCGCUGUACCUCUUGUUCUGAACAGUUGCAGCGACGAUGUCGUUCAGUAUUACGUCCCCUACUUAUCUGCAAUCCAGCUUUACGGCGGAUUCAGGAGGCACGUCGGCCCUUCCAGGAUGGGUGCAGAGGAGAGCGACAGCGACGUGGAGCUUGAGACAAGCUCCAGCGCGAACACGUCCUCGGCGCAGGAAACCAGCGAGAGCUCCAGCGGCAGCGAAGCUUCCAGCGACGAAGGCGAGUCCGGAAGAAGCUGCCACGAGCAGCUCCUCUUCGAGUUCCUCGAGUCCGAGCCUCCCUACCAGCGCGAGCCGCUGGCUGACAAGAUUUGCAGCCUCGCGAAGCGGUUUCCAGAGCUGCAGACGCCCAGGAGCUGCGAUCUCUCGCCAGCCAGCUGGAUCUCCGUUGCAUGGUACCCGAUCUACGGGAUCCCGGCGGGACCAACACAGCGCGACCUGGACGCCUGCUUCCUCACCUACCACUCCCUCUCCACGCAGUUCGCAGGCGCCGGCAAGCAGGGCCCCAGACCGACGGCCCCCGUAGCGGCGAUGUGGCUCCCGACGUUCGCGAUGGCGUCGUACAAGCUCAAGGGCGCGGCGUGGACGCCGGGGUGGCGCGACCGGCAGCUGGCGGCGUCCCUCGCGCAGGCCGCCGACGCCUGGACCAGGCUCCUCCGCGCGGACCACCCGGACCACCGGUUCUUCGCCGCCCGGCGCGCGCCGAGCAGGAGGUGGUGAUUGGUGCGGUGGAGAGCUGGAGAUCGACCAACUGUUGACUGUUCAGUCACACCAUGGACAGUCCUGUACAAUGAAACCAAGAACAUAUAGUAUGUGCUUGUCUUAAUUUUUGUUCUCGAGUCUGAAAACGGUCGGAAACGGUAAUUAUUCGGUAAUCAGUUUUUUGGUCGUUUUUCUUUGAUUGCGAAUAAAUAGGAUAUAGAAUC